GAUGAUUUCAACAAUGACCAUCAUCACUCUUUUGUUGCUCUCAGUUUCUUGCCUUCUAUCAUAUUCAGAAGGAAUCAGCAGAGCCGACUUUCCACCAGGAUUUGUCUUUGGAACAGCUUCUUCGGCCAUCCAGUUUGAAGGAGCUGUGGAUGAAGGGAACAAGGGAAACAGCAUAUGGGACACUUUCAGUCGACGACCAGGGAGGAUAUUGGACUUCAGCAACGCAGAUACGGCAGUGGACCAAUAUCAUCGCUUUAAGACUGAUGUAGAGUUGAUGAAGAACUUGGGCAUGGAUGCUUACAGAUUCUCAAUAUCAUGGCCACGAAUCUUCCCGAAUGGAACCGGAGAAGUAAAUCCAGAAGGAGUAAAUUACUACAAUAGACUCAUAGAUGCUCUGCUAGAAAAGGGAAUCCAACCUUAUGUCACUCUGUAUCAUUGGGAUCUUCCGCAGGCACUUGAAGAUAGAUAUGAAGGAUGGUUGAGCAAACAGAUAGUAAAAGACUUUGAGCAUUAUGCUUUCACCUGCUUCAAACUUUUUGGAGAUAGAGUUAAACACUGGAUCACCUUCAACGAGCCUCAUGGAUUUGCGAUUCAAGGUUACGACACAGGCAUUCAAGCUCCAGGGAGGUGUUCCAUUCUUGGGCACUUGUUCUGCAAAAUGGGCAAAUCAUCCACAGAACCAUAUAUUGUUGCACACAAUAUCCUCUUAUCCCAUGCAGCUGCUUUUCACUCCUAUCAGCUCCACUUCAAGGAAAGACAAGGAGGCCUGAUUGGAAUAGCACUUGAUGCAAAAUGGUAUGAACCAAUAUCUGAGACUGAUGAGGACAAGGAUGCUGCACAAAGAGCUAUGGAUUUCGGGCUUGGAUGGUUCCUAGAUCCCCUUUUCUUUGGCGAAUACCCUCAUUCUAUGCAGAAUCUUGUAGAUGAUAGACUCCCUACAAUCACACCUAAGAUGUCCCAAAGUUUGCUCGGCUCACUGGAUUUUGUAGGCCUAAAUCAUUACACCACAUUAUAUGCCCGAAAUGAUAGGACCAGGAUUCGGAAACUGGUGUUGCAGGAUGCUUCAACUGAUGCAGCGGUUAUUACAACCUCUUCAAAGGGUGGAGUUGCAAUUGGAGAAAGAGCUGCCUCAGGCUGGUUGCACAUUGUUCCAUGGGGUUUCCAGAAAUUGGCAAUAUAUGUGAAGGAUAAAUAUGGGAACCCACCAGUUUUUAUAACAGAAAAUGGUAUGGAUGAUCCAAACAAACAUUUUACGCCCUUAAGCAUAGCUUUACAAGACAACAAGAGAAUUCGCUACCACAGGGACUACCUCUCUAACUUAUCUACUGCUAUAAGGCAAGAUGGCUGUGAUGUGCGUGGUUACUUUGUGUGGUCAUUGCUUGACAACUGGGAAUGGAACAACGGCUACACUGUCCGCUUUGGACUCUACUUCAUCGACUACAAGAAAAACCUUACAAGGAUCCCAAAGGCUUCUGUUGAGUGGUUCAAAGGUAUUCUCAUACAGCAAGAAUCGUGACCUCUGUUACUUGGAUCUAUGAAUGCCUGUCACUUCACAUCAACCAUAUGAUGUACCACCAGAGGAUUCUCAACGUAUAUAAUAUCAAUUUAUUGAUACUACAGCUGCAAAGACAAAUGACUCAAAUUGUGAAGCUCUUUUUCCCACAGAAUUUAUAAGCUGAGCCAGGAAGAUAACUGUAAAAACUUCAAGUCAUGCAUUUAAAAAGCCGACAAUGAGCUAACAUACACAAUUUCUGGCCCCACGGACUGCACAAACCCCAAUGGGAGAAAUAUGCAAGUGGUUGCCUAAAGGAAAGAAUAGACAAUCAAUACAUUGUUCACAUACUUGGAUGUAAUUGCAGAUUUUUAUUGUCUCAAGGAUUCCCUCA
Molecule: messenger RNA, 1886 nt
Organism: Macadamia integrifolia
Lineage: Eukaryota; Viridiplantae; Streptophyta; Magnoliopsida; Proteales; Proteaceae
Product: putative beta-glucosidase 41
Exons: 13
Coding region: 2-1516 (504 amino acids)
Biological process (GO): carbohydrate metabolic process
Molecular function (GO): beta-glucosidase activity
Source: RefSeq, a predicted model, not a curated record